Molecule: messenger RNA, 1124 nt
Organism: Manduca sexta (tobacco hornworm)
Lineage: Eukaryota; Metazoa; Arthropoda; Insecta; Lepidoptera; Sphingidae
Product: adenylosuccinate lyase-like
Exons: 2
Biological process (GO): 'de novo' AMP biosynthetic process
Cellular component (GO): cytosol
Molecular function (GO): N6-(1,2-dicarboxyethyl)AMP AMP-lyase (fumarate-forming) activity; (S)-2-(5-amino-1-(5-phospho-D-ribosyl)imidazole-4-carboxamido) succinate lyase (fumarate-forming) activity
Source: RefSeq, a predicted model, not a curated record
GAACUAGGCCUCGACAUCACUGACGAGCAGAUCGAAGAACUAGAAGGUGCUAUUCAUGACAUAGAUUUCAAGUCAGCAGCUGAGCAUGAGAGGAAAGUGCGUCAUGACGUCAUGGCCCAUGUCCACACGUUGGCAGAGAGAUGCCCUAAAGCCGCUCCUAUCAUCCACCUUGGAGCCACCUCCUGCUACGUUGCCUACUUACGAGUUUUAGACAAGCGCGUUGCUGAAUUAGCUGGUUUUGACAAGAGAUACAUAGUGACUGGUCAAACGUAUUCUAGGAAAGUUGACUUGGAAGUGAUUGCUGCUCUAUCAGGGCUAGGAGCUACAGUACACAAAAUGUGUUCAGAUAUCCGUAUUUUGGCGUCUCGCAAGGAAAUCGAGGAGCCGUUUGAAGCAUCCCAAAUUGGAUCAAGCGCUAUGCCGUACAAACGGAAUCCUAUGAGAUCUGAACGCUGCUGUGCUUUAGCGCGUCAUUUGAUUACGCUUCAUGCUAACGCAGCCAACACUCAUGCGGUGCAAUGGUUGGAACGCACUCUGGAUGAUUCUGCUAACCGUCGCCUCACACUCGCCGAAGCAUUCUUAACUGCUGAUGCUACCCUACUUACUCUUCUCAACGUAUGCCAAGGGUUGGUCGUGUACCCGAAGGUUAUCGCGCGUCACAUCGCCCAAGAGCUGCCAUUCAUGGCCACUGAGAACAUCAUCAUGGCGAUGGUGCAGGCUGGUGGUGAUCGUCAAGUGUGCCAUGAGAAAAUCAGGGUUUUGUCUCAUGAAGCUGGAGCCCAGGUAAAGCAGCACGGUAAAGAUAAUGAUUUGAUUGACCGUGUUAAGAAAGACAGUUAUUUCGCACCCAUUAUUUCCCAAUUGGAUGCCAUUUUGGACGCGUCUACAUUCAUAGGCCGAGCUACUGAGCAAGUGACGGAAUUUAUCGAAGAGGAAGUUGAGCCUGUGGUAUACAAGUACAAAGACGCUUUAGCUGAAGUUGAAAAACCAGUUGCUUUGAAUAUUUAAAAAUAUUUAAUCAUUUCGUUGACAUUGUUUUAAGCUUAUGACAUGUAUUAUUUUAAUUCAAUAUGAUUGCUUGAAAAUGAAAUAACAAUUAAUUCAAUAAAUUGAUAUAUUUACAA